AUGCCAUCUGAAGAAACACCCCCUAAUUCCCCUGUUGAGCCAUCUGACAUUAAUGAAAAUGAAGGCGAUUUAGAUAUGUUAGAUGAAAACGAUGUAUAUGAAAUAAUAGAAGAUGAAAAUGAAGCUUCUAACAUUGUAGAAUCUGAUUCAGAUCAAUCAGAUGAGGAAAGCAAUGUACCAUCCAGAGAUGAUGCUCAGUUAAUUUUUUCUGAACACACUGAGGGUGUUUUGUCUUGUCAAUUUCAUCCUAAAACUAAUAAUAUUGUUGCUAGUGGAGGAAUGGAUGAUAAGGCUUAUGUAUGGGAUACAACAAACGGAAACAAACUUUUUAUGUGUAAAGGACAUGAAGAUUCAGUAGAAAUUGUUUCUUUUAGUUAUGAUGGUAAUUAUUUGGCAACAGCUGAUUUAAAUGGUAUAAUAAAAGUAUGGAGAACCAAGGAUUAUGUUUUAAUAGAAACUUUCGAGCUUGAUGAUGAACCAAGUUGGCUUCAAUGGCAUCAUGGAACAAAUGUAUUAGUUGCUUCUUCCACAAUCGGUAUGAUUUAUAUGUACAGAAUACCUUCGGGAGAUCAAAAAAUGGUUCUCGCUUCUUUCGGUCAAAAUUGUUUAGUUGGAAAAAUUCUUCACGAUGGAAAAAAUUUAGUGUGUGGAUACCAAGAUGGCACGAUUAAAAUUGUCGAUCUUAAACAAGGAACCAUUUUAAAAGACAUAAAACCUUUCGAAGAAAUCGGUGGAAUAUCUUGUUUAGAUGUACAUAAAAAUAAUAAUUUGGUUAUUUGUGGUUGCACAAGCGGAGCAGUACUUUUAAUAAAUUCAAAUUAUGGAAAAGUGGUGUCAGUUUUACAAGGGAUUCAAAACUCGGAAAAAGACAGUUACAUAGAAGCAGUUUCUUUUUGUAAGGAUGAUUCGUGUCAAAUUGCAGCAAGUGGAAGUUUAGAUGGAAGUUUAAUUAUAUGGGAUAUUCCAAAACAAAAUUUGAGACACAAAUAUAAUUUCUCUUCUUGCAUAAACUACUUGGCGUGGCAUCCCAUUUUACCAAUAGUUUUUACCUGUCAUUUUGAGGGGGUAGUACGAGCAUUUGAUGCAAAAGCCGGCUCAGUAAUUAAGGAAUAUUUAGGACAUAAUAAAAGUUGUCUCAACAUGUCGUUAUCUAGCGAUGGAAGUUUAAUAAUGACAACAUCUCAAGAUAAAACUGUUCGAAUAUUUCUUGUCGGUAAUCUUUCUUCUUAA
Pediculus humanus corporis (human body louse) is the source of this 1230-nucleotide messenger RNA. Its product is annotated as Angio-associated migratory cell protein, putative. The record is from RefSeq and is a predicted model, not a curated record. The coding region runs from base 1 to 1230 and encodes 409 amino acids. Gene Ontology annotation, molecular function: protein binding. The transcript has 7 exons. Lineage: Eukaryota; Metazoa; Arthropoda; Insecta; Psocodea; Pediculidae.